Colias croceus (clouded yellow) is the source of this 3891-nucleotide messenger RNA. RefSeq names its product synaptic vesicle membrane protein VAT-1 homolog-like. NCBI's taxonomy places the organism in Eukaryota, Metazoa, Arthropoda, Insecta, Lepidoptera, Pieridae. The coding region runs from base 109 to 1491 and encodes 460 amino acids. Gene Ontology annotation, molecular function: zinc ion binding; oxidoreductase activity. The record is from RefSeq and is a predicted model, not a curated record. The transcript is spliced from 9 exons.
UUCCCUACUCAUUCGUUUCGCGACGCGUUGUCUCGCCGGCCGGCUUCCGCCUCAUUCGUACCGCGUACGCUGCCCGCUACACUCGAUCGUACACUUAACUAAUCAGACAUGACAGAAAGCACGGAAACCCCUGCGGCCGCAGCGCCUGAAAAGACCCCGACUGAGAAUGGAACCACCGAAACUCCUCCAGAAGAGACCCCGGAGAAAGCCACAGAGGAGAAAGAAAAGGAGACCCCGCCACCCAAGGAGAUGCGGGCCGUCGUCCUAACCGGCUUCGGCGGUCUAAAGACUGUCAAAAUUCUGAAGAAACCAGAGCCGACACCGGCUGAGGGUGAAGUCGUCAUUCGUGUUAAAGCUUGCGGUCUCAACUUCCAAGAUCUGAUCGUGCGACAGGGGGCCAUAGAUUCGCCACCAAAGACACCCUUCAUUCUGGGCUUCGAAUGUGCUGGAGAAAUCGAACAAGUCGGGGAAGGCGUCACCAACUUCAAGGUUGGAGACCAAGUAGUGGCCCUGCCAGAAUACCGUGCCUGGGCAGAACUGGUCGCGGUACCAGCGCAAUAUGUCUACGCGCUGCCUGAAGGCAUGUCUGCGUUGGACGCAGUGGCCAUCACAACCAACUACGUAGUGGCCUAUCUGCUGCUCUUCGAGAUGGCCAACCUGACGCCCGGCAAGAGCUUGCUGGUGCACUCGGCUGGAGGUGGUGUGGGCCAAGCUGUUGCCCAGCUAGCAAAGACGGUGGACAACGUGACGGUGUUCGGAGUUUGCUCCAAGAGCAAGCACGAAGCUCUCAAGGCUAACAACAACAACAUUGACCACCUGCUCGAGCGCGGUAGUGACUACACCAGCGAAGUUAGGAAGAUCACUCCUGAUGGCGUCGACAUUGUGUUGGACUGUCUCUGCGGCGAAGAGUGCAACCGCGGGUACUCGCUGCUCAAGCCUAUGGGACGAUACAUCCUCUAUGGUUCAUCUAACAUCGUGACCGGCGAAACGAAGAGUUUCUUCAGCGCCGCGCGUGCCUGGUGGCAAGUGGACAAGGUGUCCCCGAUCAAGCUGUUCGACGAGAACAAGAGCCUCGCGGGUCUGAACCUGCGGCACCUGCUGUUCCAGCACGGGCGCGCGGAGUACGUGCGCCGCGCGGUCGAGCGCGUGUUCGCGCUGUGGGGCGAUGGGAAGGUCAAGCCGCUUGUCGACUCCACCUGGGCGCUCGAGGAUGUCGGUGAAGCGAUGCAGAAGAUGCACGACCGCAAGAACAUCGGCAAGCUCGUUCUAGAUCCGUCUCUGGAGCCAAAGCCGAAGCCCGCGACUCCCGCCAAGGGCAAGUCCGGCAAGGAGAAGAAACCAGCCAAAGAGAGUUCCGAAGAGAAGAAGGAGAAGGAGACAAAGGAAGAGGAGAAGAAGCCAGCGGAGAACGGGGAAAAGAACGGUGAGGAGGCGCUCACUAACGGUAACAGUGAUGAAGAGUCUAAGGAGAAGGAGAAGGAAUCUAGCUGAAUUGUUUCCCCAGAAAGCUGGACCAGAUAAACCACCGCCAAUUAAUUAUUUUAGUGUUGCUCGUUUUAGCGAUGCGAAGCCGCGCUUGCACUCCGGCGCCGCUACAACCACUAUAUUAUGUUGCCUCAUGUUUGAUUUUAUAAGUCUGAGUACGGCCCUGGACGAUCUUACAACUUUAUCAAGAUUUUUCAAAAGCGUUUCGAAUGCGAUUAGGAAAUAUAAAUACCUUAUAAAGGAUUUAAUGGUUAAUUGAAACGAGGCUAUACAAUAAAUUGAUUCGAUAUUGGAUUCGUUUAUUACAAAACUCUUUUGGAAAAUCACUCUCAAAUAUCGAUAUCGUUGCAAGAAUCGACAUCGUCGUAAAUGUCUCAUUUAAGUUAGUCUUUACGUUUUUUUUAUUCUAUUAUUCAUCACAUUCAAAUAAUUAUAAUGAAAUUGACGAUUAUGCAACAACAUAACGGUACAGCGAAAUUGAAAUCGAUUGUCUAAUUUAAUUGAAAUUUAUUUUUAUACGUUUCGUUUUAUCUCUGGCCUAAGUUAAUCGUUUUCCACAAAUCUCAUAGUUUUAAAAUUUUUAAGACUUUAUUUUAGGACGAGAUAUUUUUGUCAGCGGUUAUUUUGAAUGGCUAUUGUAUAAGAUGCAGAGAUGCUUAAUCUUUAUGUAUGUUAAGCUUUAAUAUUUUAUUAGUAAAUGUUUAAAAUUUGGCCCUGGUACCCCCUCCCGGCCCCGCUCCGCUCGUCGCGUUCUCGCUACUUUGAACUUUAAACUCACUUACACUAGGACACUAAUCGCACACACAUCCUGAAACUAUCCACGUUCGUGUAGCAAAGCAUACAUUAAAAACAUUUUUUCAUAAAAUCGAAACCCUACGUGUGAUAUUUUGUACUAGACAUGCUAGUUUUUAUACGAUAUGUACACUGCCCACCGUUUUCAUUCUGUUGAAACUUCAAAAACAACCAAAGUUUGGAAAUUUACUAUAUUUUUGUACUAAGUAGAAAUUUUAUAUGUUUUUUGAACUAACAAUGAAAUAAAUCCUUGUUAGCAUUCGGGAUGGAAUCGAACGAAAUACUCUGUGAACAAUAGCGAGAUUACGACGACGUCUUAUUGUGAAAAUUUUCAUGUCUAUGUGUAAAUGUAUGUAAAAUUCAAUGUAAUCGGUGGCAUCUUUUUAAUAAUUAUACCCUAAAUUAUAUUUUUAUAGACAAAAGUCUAGUAAAACUUCUGUAAGGCUUUCUAUGUAUCUUUACACACAAAUAUCACAUAUCUACAUAAAUAGAUACACUCUCACACGAUGUAUAUUAAUGUUUUGAUAACAAUAUUACUCUGCAUUUUUCGAUAUAAAACUAGUGUUUAUGAUAAAUAUAUCUGGUUUAAGGUUGUAAGUAACAUUUACCGCCAUAAAUGUACAGUACGUUUAUAGGUGUUUGUACGCAGUACUAAAACUUAUCUGUAGGUAUAACAUAUCACGUGCAAGAAAGGUAAAUGAGAAAGGCUGAAAAGUAGUUGUCCGGGUUUCCGGAAUAAAACGAGGCUGUUCCAUUCCUUGCGAUCGUAUACUCGAACUGCUCAAUGAAACCUGCCAUCGCACUGACAGACUAGAAUUUUUACAUUUUUUACCCUUUUAGAAAAUGUUAGCGCAUAGUUGCGUUAUUAGGGUCCGACCGCGGCGUAAACGACAGCUUACAGCCGAGAAUGAAAUCCGAGUCAUUUUUAACGCUUGGCAAAGUGAACAAGAGUGGCUUGGUAUCUACAAUUCCAACACUUGACUCGCUAGCUAACAACAGCUUGAUUCAGUUAGGUUCUGAAUCCUUGCCGUCGGUCGUGGGAGCUCACGAGUGAUCUGUGAAGAUCAAUGUAGUAGCGAAAACCAAUAGAUAGCUUUUGUAUUGAUAUGGCGGUAGGACGCCACAAGCCGCUUUGAAUGUACAUUGUACGGUGGCUUGGUGCUAGUUUCGUAUUUACGCGGAUUCGUCGCUUCUAUGUUUCGGACCAAUAUCUUAAAGCUAUAGUCUUCUUGUCAGUAAUCUUUGUCGCUUUAUGUGUCAAAUUUGUGCGAAUUUUUAAAUAUAAACAUAAAAUUUUGUGUAUAUCGACCUCUAUAAUGGUUUAUUAGAUUUAUCUGAAUUAUCUUCUAUAAGGAUAUCCGUAAUUCAAUGUAUCUAGCUGGAGCGACGGCGCACUUAGUGAAUGUGUCCAAAAUUGUUGUAGGUUAGUAUCAAAUUUGAUGCCAAUAUUUAUUAUGAGGAAGGUCGAAGAUGGUCGGCGCUGUCGCACCAGUUAUUUCCAUAUAGGCUGGGUCGUUGAUGUAUUACACAUUUAUUUUUGUAAGGGCGGGCCAGUGUGAUAUCUAUAAUAUGAAAUGGAUAAAUAAAUAUGUAUGAUCUGUAAAAAUGCUUAAA